GGAGAAACAUGGCUUCCACUUCGCCUCCUAUAAAAUUGAGGAUUGUGGCACGAACAGCUGGUAGUCUCGGAGAAGCGACCUCUAGCUGGACUAUUGACGUGUUCUUGGACGAGAAAAGAGUGGUGCAAAACGCGUUACUUGAGGAUCCUCUCAAGCAAGAACAGAAGACCUUUUGCCGUUGGUACCUCGAGGAAUUCACUAGCCGAUCGCCCUUUUCAGUCGACCUCGCGAAGGAUGCUGAAUAUCUCCUUGGCAGCUACGCUGCAUAUCUCUCCAAGCAGCUACAUCUUCAAACAAUCGUCGCUCAAUUUCCUCAAGGAAGUACCCACCGCACCGUGUUGAUCGAGAUCCUCGACGAGGCGUGUAUCUUCGACAAACAUGAAAGUACGAUACACCAGUUGCACUGGGAAUUACUAGAGGUCCCAGCGACGUGGAAUGAUCAACUGGAUGUUGUCGUCACUCGUUCUUUUCCCGAGUCUUCUACCGUACAACUAUCGCCUAUUCAACCACCUUCCUGCGAACCAGGUGUUGUCAAAUGCAUGUCGAUCAACAUACUCCUAGUGGUAGCAAGGCACACUUCGAAAAAUGCGAACUUCUACAACGAUGUAAAUCCGUCCCUCGCGUCUGGUGUUCUAAUCAGAGUUCAGCAAAUAUUGAAGAGCAUGUCGAAGAGCAAGGCAAACAAUCUGCGUUUGAAUGUAGAAGUCGUGCGACCCGGAACUUUUACAUCUUUCAAGCAGCAUUUGCAACGGUCUCAAGAUAUCCAUGGUGCGAAUUACUAUCACAUCGUUCAUUUCGACCUCCAUGGCAGAGUUGGCACGCGGAUUGGCAAAGCGUCGAAAUUUGGAAUCCUUUACUUCAGUCACCCCGAGUUAGAAUGUACCACGCCCAUAGCAGCUCAUAUGGUGGCGAGAACACUGAGUCAAUACAAGAUCCCCUAUGUCGUUCUCAAUGCCUGCGAAUCUGCCAGAGCUAAUUGCGGAGACGAUGGGAAUAUUGCCAAGGUUUUUUACACGCAUGGCGUUCGGAAUGUACUUGCCAUGUCGUUCAAGGUUUCAAGCGGAGCAGCAGAGAUAUUCUUGGGCUCUUUCUACCAUGAACUUUUCAUAGGUGGAAUGUCUUUUACUCGCGCCGCUGCUAUUUCACGACGUAUGCUUCGCAUACAUUCCAGCCGCCCUGCAAGAUUUGGGCUUACGAGAACCCAUAUGGACUGGUUCGUGCCUGUGGUAUAUUCCGCUAGUUGCGAUUUCAUCCUCUCGACGCCCAAUUUGGUCACUACUGAAACACUCCUUGAGACCCCCCAGACCUUUAUGGACAUUGAUGAAAGUCUCAAGAAUUUGGAUAAACCAACAAUAACAGGAAGAGAGUUUGACCUUCUCCGAUUAGAAACGAAACUAUUGGAGAAAGGCCGGAUAUACCUCGAAGGGCCAGUUGGCGUUGGAAAGACUGCAUUUCUACAAUACGCAUGCGACAUAUGGAAAUCAACUGCUUUCAUUGACGUCAGCAUCAUAAUUGACUUCAAAACAAUGCAGUACGGGUCUCGAGAAGAACUCAGCGUCUCGGUUCUUCGACAACUAUUCAAUGCCGAUGCCAAAAUCUACGAACCACGGCUUUGGACUAUCACCUCCCUGUCAGUGAAUUCAUAUGACGAGAGCACUGUGCAACAAAUUAUUAUGAAUAUCCUCCCCUCUUUCAAUACACUCAUCAUCCUGGAUGGGUCAGCUACAGCACUCAGAAUUGGCCAUCCAUCAAGCGUGUCAGAUCAUCAAGUCAAGACACAACGUUUCGAACAUCAUUCGUUUCUCAACUCGUUGCUUUCAUAUUUCAUGGCUCCUAGCGAGAACAAAAGAAAUUAUGUUAUUUGUUCCGCUAGGUGUUCUGAGACCAACUGGCUCGAAAUGUACAUCGGCCAAAAGCAAGAUACACCGUGCUACGAACUUCAAGGUCUUGAAAUGGUCGACGCCAUUGAACUUGCGGAACGGAUUCUUCGCGAAGCGGGUGAGGAUAUUGACUGUUGGACACAUGAAGAUUUCAACAGCUUGGAACAAGUGGUCGAUUUAUUCAAAGGAAUUCCAGCUUCAAUCAAAGAAAUACUUCGAGGACAAUCGAUUUUAAGGGUGCCGUGGGGACAACUUUACGAGCGCCUCCACGCCGGUCUCGUUACCUCGCGUUGUGAAUAUGAAUCAGCAUUCUUCAAAUCUUCAGUUAUGGCUCAAGAGCUCCGUCAUCUUUCCUUACAGUUGCCGAGGCGGGAAUUUACUUUCCUGCUCCUUCUUGGCCAAUAUUGGCACGAAGCUCCAUCGCCAAAGGCUCUCGUUCACUUGUCUAUUUUGUUUGCUGGCAAAGACAUCAAGCCUGCGAAACAGAUUGAAAAUUACAUUGAGUACAAAUCACAAGCCAAACGUAUCAUACGCCUUGCAUCCGAUCAAGGAUAUUUGCGCAUGGAUGAUGACGAAUGGAUCUCAAUGAUACAUCCGAGUUUCACAGUACAGGCCCGAGCGUGGGUAUUACUAGGACUCGGUCAGACUGGUACGAACGGAUUAUUCAAGGACAUUGGCGACCGGGAACGAAACCACUGGGUCCGCAGCACCAUUGAGGACUUCUUGAGCGGAACCAUCGCAGAUAGGUCCUUCUUUAUGCUCAAGUUCGUUGAAUUGCUUAACACCAUCCAACUCAACCAACUUCCAAAAUGGGGGACGCGACAUGGCUGGUUCUUCAGCGUUCUAUUAUUCUUCUGUUGCUCCUCUAACUUAGGUCGUGAUCAAUCCUUGAAAAGCAAGAUACUAGAGAUAACAAGCUUAAGUUGUGAAUUAGCUUUAAGAUUGGCAACUUGCCAGAGAAGGCAAAUACACUGUCUGGCUGAACUACAGCUGGUACUUUUCCUGUCCUCAUACCUCCUUGUUCUUUCCGAUCUUGAUCAUAAGGAAGAGGCUGAGAAGAUUCGGCAUGCAGUCGUUAGAUACAACGAGCAGCUACGCCACCAACUCAGCCGGGACGAGACCUGCGUGCAUGAUAAGCCGUCUUCCUUGACUUCAAGUGGAUCAGAUGGAUGGCUUUUUACAACUUUGACAAAGGCUCCACAGGCCGAGUAUCAGGAUUCUGAUCGCUCAUCGUCCGACAAGAUUCACUCUGCUAUUGGAAAACUCCAGUGCAUAUUGACCGAAAUGAGCAAUUGCAUUCAGAAUCAUGUACGGACUCACUCACCUUGUGCGAACAAUGAGACGCUGAAGAUCAUGCAAGAUCGCAGUAUCAAAGUCGCACAAUGGUUUUCAAUAGCAGAGGAAUUCUUUCCAGACUCUGGUGAACUUGAAAGAGCAAGUCAAUACUCCUUGCUAAACCUGGACCUCGAAACACUUAGUGGAUACCGCCAGCGCAUUCAAAUGCAAGGCACAUUGGAAGAUGCAAUUGAUACUGGAAACUGGUACGAAGCCGUUGUGUCCCACGGAAAUCUGAUUACAACCGCAGCUCACAUGUUCUUGUUCAGCGAGGCACUUGAACAUGUUGCAGCUGUUGAAAAAAUUAUUCAGAAAUCCUCAUUCAUUUCCGAUGCACCACCACUCGUUGCCGACUUGAAAAAGAAAAUACAAAAGCAGAAAUCGGCAUUUCAAAUAGCGUCAACACUUUUUCCGUCUGACACCGGUGGCAUUCAGAGCGCUCUUGAUCUAGCUACAAGCCUAGCUGAAUCAAUGACUGAUCUCUUUCCGGAGCAGACUCACUUGGCGCUGAUACACUACAAAACGCUGAGAGAGAAUGAUGGCGACACUGCUUACCCAACUCCAAUCAGCAGAGACCGGUUCAUAUACAUCAUGAGAAAGUAUGGUGGAAAAGCGCAAGAUCCCAAGUGGUUUUGGUGUUUGUGCAACUGUUCCGAGGCCUUUGCUUCGCUUCUCCUUGAGAUCAAAGCUGCAUUCGAGGUUAAAGACUUUGAUCUUUGUUUUAAAAAGCUGGAUAGUUUGGAAGGCCUCGUGGAAAAGGAAGAAUAUCUGCAAGAUCUCCUAAACGAUUCUAAUUUUCUUCCCAAAUUCCGAGAAGCUCUACUCCAACAGCGUGUGCUCCACAAGCUUACAGUUGAUUGGUACUUGGCACUGUCAAACGCAGACUUCGAUGUAGCGAGGGCCAUUGUUGAUUCUAUUUCAAAAAUCUCAAAGGUCGAUGUCGGCGAUUUUAUCACCUACACAGAGAGAAAACACUGGGAGCAUGCCUACUCUGCCUUACAAAACGCAACUGCCAAUGGCAAUAUUACGCAGAGCUCCAAGCUUUAUGCGGACAUGGAGAAACGUUGGAGAGGAUGCACGUUUCCAAGCGUAUCGAGACAGGCCUUCUAUGAAGUCAAGUCCACUUAUCUGCAAGCCGUUGCUCGGCAAGCGCUAAAGGAAAAUGACGCCAAAGAAGCCAUGAGCCUUUGCGAAGAGUGCUUGAGGUGUACUGCGGAAGAACAAAAAGAAGAUCCAAGAGCACAGGAUUUUUACAUAAAUAUAAAAGAGCAAUGCGAAGCCAAACAAAUUCGUCGGCUCUUUGACGAUGCUGAAGCAAAAUUGGCCUUUGAGGAAUGUCUCCGACUCACAGACAGGUGGUGGGAAUUAUCGAUGCGUGGGAUGCGCUCGUUGGGCUCGUCUCAGAGAAGAUAGAGCAUGUUCCGUUAGAGCUUGUUCUGAGGGAGCAGAGCAAGCGAGGGGCAAAAGACAGUGUGUUCGCCAUGAUAGGGAAUCAAUGAGAG
Eremomyces bilateralis CBS 781.70 is the source of this 4717-nucleotide messenger RNA. RefSeq lists its product as uncharacterized. The record is from RefSeq and is a predicted model, not a curated record. The coding region runs from base 9 to 4628 and encodes 1539 amino acids. The transcript is spliced from 3 exons. Lineage: Eukaryota; Fungi; Ascomycota; Dothideomycetes; Eremomycetales; Eremomycetaceae.